Messenger RNA from Pseudo-nitzschia multistriata, 1010 nucleotides. The record is from the annotation of a GenBank genome assembly. Lineage: Eukaryota; Bacillariophyta; Bacillariophyceae; Bacillariales; Bacillariaceae.
CAGCAAAUCCGAAAAUCAAAACUUUUGUUUCCUUCGAAGGUCGAAAUGGAAAAACAAGACGACGCAAUGCCAAUCCUAACUGGAAUAACAACAUUUGUAACAAUAAAACAGUGUCGUAGAAGUUCACUCAAUCGGAACAGAGAAUUGUAAGAACGGUUGGUACGCGGUGACGUUGCGAAGAUCAAGAAAUAAUUGAAGGGGUGACGACGCUGCCCCACUAAGUAAUUUCAAUGACCGACCCAAAUGCAAAGAACCCAUUGCCCUCUGACGCCAGGGAUAACUAUACGCCCCAUCGAAGCCAUCAUCCAGAGGAACUCUUGCACCACGACAAAAAGAAACACCACACCCGAGCCGAAGUGGAAUACAAUGUGUUUCGUGAUAGCCUUUUGAGAUACCUAGGCUACGCCAACGAGGUCGGCGAGAGUUUUCGGUACCAAUACCCGCGAUUCGUUGUUCCGUCCUACGUGGUGUCCUUUGGAUACUGCUUGGCCGAUGCCGCAACCUCUGGGAAAAAGGCAUAUGACUAUUCCACUAGUGAAGGCUCCUCCACGGCAGCGAUCGACUCGGUCGUUUCUACCGUCGACACACUGCUAUGGCAGUCGCUGGCCAGCGUUCUCCUCCCCGGAUUUGCGAUCAACCAGAUCGUCAAAUUCUCCCGGUUUGCAGUAACAAAAAGCCCGAUGGCUGCGCCUGUGGCUUUGGCGACGUGGUUGCCAACGGUAGCAGGUCUUGGAAGCAUCCCGUGGAUCAUACACCCCAUCGACGAGCUUGUGGAUACGGCGAUGGACAGCACUUUUCGGAGAGUCCGAUGGAAUCAGUUUUUUUCCUGAUGAACGAUUCAAACGGGAAAAACCGACCGGGUGGGUUUUUCCUUCCCCUAUUUUUCUCUGUUAUGUGUGUGAUCGAAAGGAAUAGUAAGCAGGCAGCGUCUUUGGUCGCCCGACUUGAGUCUGGACGGAUAGACAAAAUCACACCGUUUGCUAUCAAUCCAAUAGAUACAUGUCCUUGUC